UCAAAUAUUAUUCGAAAAUAACUUGGAGAAGUGGAGAAAUUCUUUAAACCUUCCGCUGGAAAUACCAAAUAUGAAUUUUUCCGAUUUAAGCAGACCAUCAUCCCCAGCUCUAUCAACUGAAUCUGAUGUGCCUUCGACAUCGAGAUCAUCUCGUUUUUCACCUUAUAGAAGAUCGUCAACUCCAUCAGACGAAAUUACUAUGAUAACAUUAUCAACUAUUUUAAAUGAAACCCCAAAGGGCAUUAUGUUGAUAGAAUACUACAAAAAAUAUGAAAAAUUUGAUGAUGAACAAAGAUCAUUAUUGAUCAAUACUUGUGCAAAUUUUUUCGAAAAAAAUAAUAUUAAGAUGUCGAUGGCAGAUAGUUAUAGACUUGAAAAAGAAAUAUUAGAAAGAUUUCCUACUCAAAAAUUAGAAUGUUAUCGAACAGGUAAACGCGGAAAAUUAUAUACUAAACUUGCCAAUUUAAAAUCUUCUUUUAAAACAACAGUUGGGAAACAUAUUUUGGCAAAAAAAGCAGAAAGUUCAAAACUAUCAACGGGAUCAUCAGAGAAAAUCUUUGUUCCAGAAAACGAUGCGGAAAGUUGCAUUAAUGCAACUCAAAUUUGACAAACUGACAUCAGAAACAUUUGACAACUGUUGGAAAGCAUGUGGCCAACACCGAUUAAAAGAAAUAAACAGUGUUGCAAACACGGCAGCUAUUUUUGAAAAGUGGCCCUUUUAUAAAAAACCAUCUUGCUUUAGAUUGGUACUUAUAUUAAACGGAAAUUUAGAACUAACAAACAAAUUAAUUCUUAAAAUGUUUUACAGAUUGACAUGGAUUUUAAUGUCUUAUUUUACACGAGAAAUGGUCUGUUAAAUAAGUGAGAGACUUGCUUAAAUAAUCUUAUAUCGUUUUUAUGCAAAGAUAAUCAUGUGAAAGACAAAUCCAUAAAAGCAUACCUACAAAUGUUAAAACAGGAGACACUUUCUGAAAUUUUUUAGAGCCUCCACGGUUACUUAUUGGUUCCAACCAACAAAAUUG
Messenger RNA from Temnothorax curvispinosus, 1022 nucleotides. RefSeq lists its product as uncharacterized. The record is from RefSeq and is a predicted model, not a curated record. Lineage: Eukaryota; Metazoa; Arthropoda; Insecta; Hymenoptera; Formicidae. The transcript is spliced from 4 exons. Bases 71 to 607 code for a protein of 178 amino acids.